Molecule: messenger RNA, 537 nt
Organism: Lepisosteus oculatus (spotted gar)
Lineage: Eukaryota; Metazoa; Chordata; Actinopteri; Semionotiformes; Lepisosteidae
Source: RefSeq, a predicted model, not a curated record
AUGAAUCACAGCUCACCUCACACAUCUCGUGCAACCAGUUCGGAGAGUAUUACCCAAAUCUAUACUACAGAGCAGGUGUCUCCAAAUAUAAGACAUUCUACACACUUUUCAACAGAAGCAUCUGAUGUCUCAAAAUCAACAUAUUCACCUUCUACGACAACAACUGAAGAAGAGACUUCAAUCGCUUCAAGCUCAACUAUAAGGCCUCAUGCAACCAGUUCGGAGAGAGUUACUCAAAUAAAAACUACGGAGUAUGUUUCUCAAGUGUCAUCACAUCCUUUACAUAGUACCGUUAUCCAUUUCACAGAAGGAUCUUCAUCAAUAAAACCGUCAGAACCUUUUUUUACAACAAGAACUCAGCCUUCCUCAUUCCGAACAGAAACUCCAUCUUUUUCUAGACUGACUGCAUUUCCCUCUGUUACUCAUUCAUCACAUCUUGUCAGCACUACAGAAUCCAGAGCCUCACAUCGCCCCACCCAAAACACACCAGAGGCGUCAUCCCGCCCUAUAAAAAGGAUGUACCAACCAGAAAAGUGA